UUGAGAUCAUUGAGGCAGUAGAUGGCGGUAGUUACCGGUUUUCCCUUUCCCCUAUCUCAGUUUCACUCCCCUGGACGUGAAGCGUAGGCUGACGCAUGAACCGGCAGUAUUAGUUGGAAUAUUUUGACGAUAACACAAUAAUUUUUGUAGUUUCUUGGCAUUGCUGUGAUUAUUACAGUUACUCUAUUUGUUGUGUUCGUUUGUAGAAAGAAGAAAGUGUUUGAAAUUAUUUUUUUGGGCAAGGGAUAUGGAAGGGGAAUGACAGUAGAAUGGACAAAUAAAGGAGAUGAGAAAGGGAUGUGAGAGAAAAGAGGUAAAGGAAUUGAAGAACAGGGAUAAGGGAACUGUCUUAACAAGAAGUUGAAGUAGAAUGGUGGAAACUGAAGGGGAGCAGUUUUCAUUUUGCUGGAACAACUUCCACAGUAACUUGACUUCUGGGAUCAAUGCACUUCUGCAGGGAGAAGAUCUAGUCGAUGUCACGCUUGCAGCUGCUGGACAGUUUGUACAAGCACAUAAAAUUGUCCUGUCUGUAUGCAGUCCAUACUUCAAGGAACUUUUUAAAGUAAAUCCAUGCAGACAUCCCAUAGUUAUCUUGAAGGAUGUGGGUCACAAGGAGCUGGUCGCUAUCUUGCAGUUUAUGUACCAAGGAGAGGUUAAUGUACAGCAGGAGGAACUGUCUGCUUUCCUCAAGAUGGCAGAAAUGCUGCAGAUCAAAGGACUCACUGGAGAUGACUCACCAUCAAUGAAGGUGCCAAUAUCAGUACCUGACACACCAGAAAGUACACCUGCAUCAAGAACACAACAGCCAUCCCUACUUGAACCACUUGUGGUGCAGUCUGAAGAUCCCCCAGUCCGUCCCUACAAACGAUUGCGUUCAGAAGCAUCUGCUCCACCACCUUCAUCAGCAUCAGUAUCAAGCCCAUGUGUACUGAAUGAGGACACAAAUAUUGUAGAAACUGUGGAAAUAUCAAAACCAAAAGUAGAACCAGUUGAAUAUAAAUUAGACAUAGAAGAAGUAGACAAAUUGCCUAAUCAAGAUGAUCCUUUGGCACCGUUAGGAGGAGAGAGCAGCAGUCAUUCUCAUCAAGACUCAGUGCAAGGAGCAACUCCAAUAUUUGCUCAAUACCAGGGCUGUCACAAGAUUCUGGAGGGUCACAGGAUGGCGGACAAGCAUGCCCCUGUGAUAUCUUGCGACGUAGAAAGGAGUUUCUCCAAAUACAAGGCCAUUGUUAGUGACAAUCUGAGGUCCUUCAAGUUCGAGAAUUUGAAAAUGCAUGUUGUCAUUCAGUGCAACUCUACUGAAAAGGAAGAUUAAGGUACCGUACAAAUUAUUUACCUGCAA
Cryptotermes secundus is the source of this 1342-nucleotide messenger RNA. Its product is annotated as protein tramtrack, beta isoform. Gene Ontology annotation, molecular function: protein binding. Gene Ontology annotation, cellular component: nucleus. The transcript has 7 exons. The coding region runs from base 371 to 1315 and encodes 314 amino acids. The record is from RefSeq and is a predicted model, not a curated record. Gene Ontology annotation, biological process: regulation of transcription by RNA polymerase II. NCBI's taxonomy places the organism in Eukaryota, Metazoa, Arthropoda, Insecta, Blattodea, Kalotermitidae.